Messenger RNA from Brenthis ino (lesser marbled fritillary), 3450 nucleotides. Lineage: Eukaryota; Metazoa; Arthropoda; Insecta; Lepidoptera; Nymphalidae. The record is from the annotation of a GenBank genome assembly.
AUGUCAACGGCCCCGCUGGCUCUUGCAAUCUUGUUAGCAAAGGUUAUUUUAUCUCGAACGGACUGUGAUUUGCCAAGUGAAAUAAAUACAUUAGAGACAGGUUCCGCGAAAUCGGUUUUUACUUUGCAAAUUCAACAAAUCCGGACCACGGAAGCGACGCCAACGGGCUCAGCCGGAAACAAUCUAAAUGUCUUCGAGGCCAACGUACUAAGUAACUCUCUAGAUGUACAAGAAGAAAAUUUCCGAGCAAUCUCGACAUUUCUUCCGAUUGGGGAAACGAAUGUCGGUAAAAAAAUAAAAAGUGAUCAAGAUGGGGGAACCAGCAAAUUGCGCUCAUCUGAAGGAAAUUUCUUAGAAAGGCAAAGCGCUUUGGAAAAUGAGAAAGCCUAUAACUUGAAACAGCCUAUGAACUUAGUCUGGGACAAUUGUUAUGACACUACAUAUAGAGACUAUAAGAGUAGAGAAACCUCAGAUAUUAACGCAAGGACAUACUCUGAUGUCAAUUACUCGAAAAAUAUGGAAAUAGAAAAUAUUAAAGGUAUAGGCAAUGUUUUGAACAAAAGAAAUUCUUUAAAUUCAAGUGGUACAUCUGCUUUGAGAGCUUGGUUGGAAAAAUACAAUAUAUUUAAGUCUGCUAGAAGCGAUGAACUACUUACAACAUUGGAAAUUACUGAAAUAUUCACAACAAUAACCCCACCUUUGGAAACAUCGACUGUAACUAUUGAGGUACCAAUUAUACCAAUUACGGAAGAUUUAUCGAAUGACUUUACAGAUCCAAUUAAUAUUACGUUAGAAAUUGCAACGGAAAAUACAAUAAAUAGUGUUGAAGACACAGAUUUAGACGAAUUUCAUACAACAAAAGAUAGGAAAAAAAUAACAUUUACCAGUUUGCCUCAAACACAAACAUAUUUAUUACCAAAAUUCAAGCUGGAAGAUGGAUUUCAUCCUUUCACUUUCAUGUCAAAGUUUUUCUCUGUGAUUAAUUUUUUUGACUAUCCAAUUGGUCCAGUCAAGGACAUUGUGGUGGGCAAAUCCUCCUUUCCGUUUUCAUUUUUAAAGUCCAUCAGAGUGGAAUCUACGUUUUUGGUAUUUAUUAUAAUUUUUGGAGUGUUGGCUUUUAUUAUUCCUAUUUAUCUUUUUAUAAUAAGCCUAAUAUCGUUAUUUUCAAAAUCAAAAUGCACUGACGAAAUUGAAUCUGGAACUUUAUUCUUAGAGCCGGAUAGACCAGACUGUCAUGAUAAAAUUCUGGUCACGUUUACAUUUUUAUUUCUGCUAAUAUGUUGCUUCUUAAUAUCGGGUAUGGUUUUAAGCAACGAACAAUCUCGUAUGGCAGUAGCAGAAAGUCGGAAUAUAUUGAGCUGCGCGUGCGCAGAUAUAGCAUCCUGGCUUUCCUCUGCAGCACAGGAGUUGCAUCUAAGCUUAGUGCCACCAGUGGACAUGGUAUACUAUGCUUAUAAGGAAGACUUGAGAGAUGCUGAAGCCCUUCUUGGGGAGCCCAUACAACAAGCAAUAGUUUCAGAGAGCGGCAUUGACCUGGUUCUAGACUCUUUGGCAGAUAUUAUUACAGAAAGCGAGGAUUUGUCUACAAAAAUUUCUUCACUACGCGAUAUCUGCAUAAAAGCUGGUCUAUUAGCAACUAGUACAUCUGAUAAAAUAAAAGAUUUGACAAUACAAUUGGACAGUUUAAAAAGAAACUGUAUUGUAAAGGAUGCUCCUCUGUGUGAUACACUUAAUACAAAUUCCUUCCAUGUUAUGAUGAAAUUUGACUCCAUACUACAAGAGCAUCAACUUUUAGAAUUAAAAAAUUUAGGCGUAGUAAACCUUACUCAAGCGAUAUUCAUAGCUAAAAAAGAAAUCCGAACUCUACCAUCCGCUAUAUUUUCUCAAACAGAACGUAUUAGAACUGAAAUUCUCCGAGACAUAGAAUACCGUAGACAAAGAGUCCACAACUCGGCUCGCGUACUAAACGAUAUUGUGCGACACCUGUCUGUGUCGUUACACACUCUCGUGAGAAACAUGGACACCGGCUUGGACAGAUUCCACAAGUACGAACUUUGGAGAUGGAGUAUUAUUUUAGGGUGUAAUGCAAUCCUCAGUUUCGUGAUGAUACUCAUUUUAUUUGCGAUGUUUUGCGGAUGCGGAAACGCUAAAAUACAUGCGAAAAGGACAUUACAAGUAUCCUCUUUCUGCAUUUGUAUUUUCUCUAUUAUUUUAUGGACUGUGGUUUCUGCUACUUUUCUCAUCGCUGGACAUGCAGAGAUUUACGUUUGCCAAAUUUUAUGGGAUUCAAAACAGUAUAACGGUUUGUCGAUGCUUUUAGACAGACCAUCGCCCUUAUUAUCAGAUAACGAAGGAAUUUUCGACGUUUUGUUCAAAGAUCUACACAAUGUAACAAUCGAAGUGCCUGUCAAAGAUGUUUUAAGAGAAUGUCAAAGGAACGAGCCGGCAUACAUCGUGUUCCAGCUGGACAAAAUAUUAGAUGUUAACAAAGAAACGUCUUAUUUUGAAUGGGAUGAGUUACAAGACGACUUGAAGAGACUGUCGACGACCAUUGACGUUGGCUUUCUAAAAACAAUAUCAGACAGCUUCAAUAAGUUUCUGAAUAGAAUACUUGUUGUGUCUGACGUCAAUUUAACGAGAUACAGAAUGGAAUACAAUGGUCCAGUAGUCGGAAAAGAUCUGCCAUCUUUUGUGGAUCAAUUGGAAAAUGUCGCCGCUCAAGUAACGGACUCAAGUACUGCUGGCAGGUUAGAAACAUUAGCAACAAGAACCCGACGACUGCAUCAAUCCAACAUUAAGCCGCUCGAACAGCUGAGGACGGAACUAGUCUUCAAGUUGACGGAGCUAGAACUUCAAAUGAUGCCUUUCAGGAGAAAAUUAAAUAUCUCCUUAAGUCACAUUCACACUGCACAGUUCUAUAUCGACAACCAGGGAGAGGUCAUUGCUCAAAAGAAAGUAUCGACGUUUAUAUCUCGCUUGAUCUCGCAUACUGCGGGAUGGCGCACCCACGUGCUGGACGCGGCUAGCCAACGCGCGGGUAAAUGUGGCCCGCUCUUCGCAGUCUUUGCUGCCCUUAGAUCUCUCGUGUGCACUCAGUAUGUUUCUGCCUUGCACGGCUGGUGGUUUUGCGGAUUCCUUUUAGGCUUUGUGUGGUGUACGAUUUUUACACCGCUGUGUGUGAAGCUAUGGAGGGCCUACAGUAAGAAGCUUAGAGCUUUGGAACCGUUAUCACUGGCCAGCAUAGGGAACCCGGAACACCUGCAACUGCACCCUGCGACGACACCAACUGGAACACACCAGGACCACCACCGCCACCUAGAAACGACAGUUGGUGAUUAUUCAUUUACUUAUAUGGAAAGUGGAUCAGAUAUUGAUUCAAAUAAAAGUAUUGAAGUGGAUAGAAUGUUACAUUCUAGCACAAAAUUGUACGAUAAUAUGACGAAAUGGCCC